AUGAAGGUCGUCUGCGUGCUCGGGGCUUCAGGACCUCGCUUGGCCGAGAAGAGGUCUCCUUGCUUCGGAUGUGAAGACCUGGAUCUGGCCGAGAGAGGACCUUGCUUUGGCUUCAGGAUGAUGUCCGGAUCUGAAGACCUCCACCCUCAUGAACCUGCGCUCCAGCACACUGCUGCAAAGCCACCAUUCCCAGAGAAGGCCUGUUCUGGCUGGAACUCAGAGAGGGAGAAAGGUCCAGAGCCCCAGAGCACGGAGGACAAGCACAUGGAUCAUGAGGCCUGGGGUGAGAGCAGCUUCGCAGACCAAUCAGAGUCAGAAAACAGCUCUGAGGAAGAUGAAGACAGAGGCUGGAAGAGGCAAAGGAGACGGGGCAGCCGCCGGCCCCACACAACAGGGAGCCUCUCAGAUGCAGAGUACAAUGGGGAAAAUUUAGGUGCCAGUCUCCCAGAGGGCCCCGCCUCUGCUCACCACAGCUGCAGUGAAGAGGCCCACAAGGAUUCCUCUCCCCAAAGAGCUCAGAGGAGGCCCCUGUCACCGGGACCCAACAGCAACCCCGUGAACAAGAAGCUCAAGUCUCAGUCGCCCAGACUCCAACGCAGCUCUCGUCACAGGCACCCCUCUCUUCAGAAGCGCCCCUCUCUCCGGCGAGGCCUGGUGAUGGCCCUGCGCUGCCUGUCCCAGGCUGUGUACGAGGAUGUGGUGCAGGUAUGGAGGCAGCAGGUCUACACCCCACUCUCUCACGAGCACCGGGCCCUGCUCACUCAGCUCCAGGUGCCCCUCACAGGCCUGGUGCAGACCCUCUGCUCCAUGGGCAGCCAGGCAGCCUGGGCCUUCCCUGCUGAGGGCUGGAUGGUGGCUAGCUCCCCCAUGGCCCAAGAUGCACAGUGCUCCUCCCAUGAGUGA
Molecule: messenger RNA, 903 nt
Organism: Sorex fumeus (smoky shrew)
Lineage: Eukaryota; Metazoa; Chordata; Mammalia; Eulipotyphla; Soricidae
Product: protein FRG2-like-1
Exons: 4
Coding region: 1-903 (300 amino acids)
Source: RefSeq, a predicted model, not a curated record